This is a messenger RNA of Hyaloperonospora brassicae, 783 nucleotides long. The record is from the annotation of a GenBank genome assembly. Lineage: Eukaryota; Oomycota; Peronosporomycetes; Peronosporales; Peronosporaceae.
AUGUCGGCGAUUGUCGACGCCGUGUUUGCCUCGUACGACGUCCGGAACGCCACGCGAUGGCGAGAAGAGGACCGCCGGCAUCGCGAGCAGGAGAAACAGUGGCGCGAAGACGCGAUCCGACGCGAGAGCGAGUGGCGGCGCGCCGACGUCGAGCGCGAGCGCCGCGUGGCGAAACUCGAGUCCGAGAAGCGCCUGUUGCACGCGCGGCGGCAGCAGCUGCAGACGAUUUCGCAGCUCUCGGCCAUACUCUCGUUCUUCUCGAUGCGCUUCUUGCAGGACAUUCGCACGCUCGAGGACGACACGAGCGCUCUGCUCGUUGUGCUCUACGGCACGAUCAGCUGCCUCGAGUUCCUCUGCAUGCUGCUCUGCACGCUCACGUGCACGUUGCUGCUGCUGGCGAUCACGCGGUUCGUCGUGCAUACGCUCGAGGGCGAAGUCGGCCGCCUCUCGGCCGCCGAGCUCGACACGCGGUCGCCGGUCACGACGUGGUGGGUCGCCACGUGCGAGCGCGAGUGGCUGCUGGCGUUCCACCUGUUCCGCACGGCCGCGUCCUUCUUCCUCGUCGCCAUUGCCUUGAGCAGCUGGAUCGUGUUUGUCACGUCGACAGUCGCUGCAACGGUCGUCUCAGUGCUCUGUGCCUGUGGACUGCUGUACUACAAUCUGCGGUUCGCGAGUCGGUGGCGCUACCUCGUCCAGCCCACGAACAACAACGACAACAACGACAACAACAACAACAGCAGCAGCAGCAGCAGCAGAGGACCGAGCGUUGCGGUGCCAGUGUGA